CAGAGCCCGCUCCGGCGCGUUUUCAGACGCGAUCUGCAGGGGAAGGCCGCGAAUGAGAUGACAUUUGAAAUUAAUGUGGUGUUUUGCGUGCUGGUGGUCCUUACCGGCUCAUCGCAGACUAGAGGUCAGAGCAGUGCUUUGACUCCUGCCCUCACCCUGGCUGCCCUCCUGAGUCAUGCAGGAAGCUCAGCAUCUCCUGACCUGACAGAGGAUCCUGGGAAUGAGGUCCCACAGCGGACACCUAAUCCUGCAGGCAGGGAUGAAACCUCAACUCAAACUGCCGCCGUUGCCACCGCCAUUAAAGGAGCGGCCCAUUCAGAGUCAGAGACUGCAACAAAUGCAGUUUAUAAAACACACUUGCUAACUACAAGCUCUGCACUGGCUCCGUUGCAACACACAAAUGCACCUGCCGCCAUGACUGCUCACCCUGGUGCUCCUUCACCUUCAGCUGCUGCAGACGGCCUUUCAUCCACGCCGACUGUACGGAGCACCACCCCUGCCCAACACCUCUCCACCCCUGAAGGCAGAGCCCCUCUGACCAGAGAUCCCCUCACAACCUUUUCAUCUCCGUCAGCUCACACGGUGCCAGAUACACGCUCCACAGCCCACGGCUCCACCAUCCAGCCACAAUCUGAAUCACCGACCACAGUGCACCCUCUGACCUCCGCUCCACGCCGGGGUCCUGCGGGGCCCACCCACCAGGAGGUCCCCUCUGAGCUGAAUGUUGGAGAUGAAGACCUCAAGGGGUCCCACCACCGCCCGAGUUCCCCUCUGGACCCCCUACUGGCUGGUCUGCUGUCUGUGUUCAUUGUCACCACCGCUAUUGUCUUCGUCGUCCUCUUCCUCAAGUUCCGCCAAAGGACAAACCACCCAGAGUUCCAUCGGCUGCAGGAUCUACCCAUGGACGAUUUGAUGGAGGACACGCCACUCUCCAGAUACACCUACUGAGGGAAGCGGACGCCAAAAGAAGACCAGUGUGGAUCAGAGACAAGUCUUUGCCUGGAUGCAGCCGCAUCCCUGCAGAUGAGUUCCCCCUUGUGAGUUUUGGGUCAGUGAUAAAAGUGUUUAUCUGAGGCUCCAUGAGGAAGUCUUUGAAACAGGAGUUUUCAGAGGUACGUAGAGCCACAUUCCCUUUAAGUUUCCAGAGAUCCUCAGUCCGAUGGAAACUUUUUGUUGUCUUUCUCUUCUGAGGUGAGUUGUAAGUACCUCUCUGCACCCUUGACUGACCCCUCCUGUACGCACAGCACUUUAAAGUGACAUGAAAGUUCACAGUGCCCCCUAGGGGACAUCUGAGGUAUUGUGGAUCAAGGUUGCAUGAAGUCCUCCAAUGUAAUUAACACACAACCUCAGGUUAUCCAGCAAGAAAUAGGAGAGUGAGAGACAAAGACAGAGGGAGGAUAUUUAGUGCUUUAAGACACCUGAGAAAGUAUCAAACAUGCCCAAAGUGAUUAAUCAAUACAAAUUAUGAUCCCUUUGGUGACCAAAUAUUAGUGAAGUGCACUUUAAAACCCGAUAGCCAGGUUGCACAUGUUGUCUUAAAACGGAGGUGUUGCAGGAAAUCUACACAAAAAUCAGAAGUGAUUUUAUCAUUCAAAAGCCAUGUGUUUGGAAAACCAGACACGCCGAUUCUCUUACUGUCAAAGUUGCUCAUCAUAUGAUUGUUCAAAUUUAUUAACCAAGUUACCCCAAAUUAUAUACUGUUGCAGCUCUUUACUGUGUAGUGUAAUGGAACUUGUGUGUCAUCAUGGUCUGAUGCUGGUAUGUUAAACUUGAAUUUGGUUAUUCUGUUUUUGAUGAUGAAUGUCGAAUCCACCAGUGCACACUGAAAAACACCCUGCUGCACUAAAUAAACAAUUUAAUGAGUAAACUGUAAAGAUAAAACAAUACUAUUACUACAUGUGUUGUAAAAUUCAUAUUUUUAAGAAUGUUUCUGCGCAAGGUUAGUUAGUUCAAAUGCUUUAAAUGGAGAAGAAAUGGGAAGAGGCACAAAGGCGGUUUCAAAUUUAGAUUGUCGUUACCUGUAUCUGUAUUAGCUGGAGUAACAUGCAAAUGUGCUGGAACUAAGCUGUUGUGUCAGUUUUUACACAAGUGUGUGAGUCACAGUGAUGUGUGAUAAUAUGCCAUUGAAAUAUGGACUGUAAGAAUUUAUUGAUAUAAGGAUUUCCUGUUUGAUAAUAAAACAGAAACCACAA
Chelmon rostratus (copperband butterflyfish) is the source of this 2192-nucleotide messenger RNA. RefSeq names its product putative protein TPRXL. Bases 58 to 948 code for a protein of 296 amino acids. The transcript has 5 exons. Lineage: Eukaryota; Metazoa; Chordata; Actinopteri; Chaetodontiformes; Chaetodontidae. The record is from RefSeq and is a predicted model, not a curated record.